Messenger RNA from Vespula vulgaris, 4340 nucleotides. It is a transcript of the gene Su(var)3-3, whose product is annotated as lysine-specific histone demethylase 1A. Gene Ontology annotation, cellular component: nucleus. The transcript has 14 exons. NCBI's taxonomy places the organism in Eukaryota, Metazoa, Arthropoda, Insecta, Hymenoptera, Vespidae. The coding region runs from base 228 to 2660 and encodes 810 amino acids. Gene Ontology annotation, biological process: regulation of DNA-templated transcription. The record is from RefSeq and is a predicted model, not a curated record. Gene Ontology annotation, molecular function: protein binding; oxidoreductase activity; flavin adenine dinucleotide binding.
AAUAAAUGGACAUUUAGCUUUGAGCGAGAAGUUCAAUAAUUGCGCGCUUGAUGGCACUGCCGUCGAUCGUUGUUAGCGCCACGAAGUUGAUUUCUAAUCUAUUUGCUUUUUCCACGUCUGUGUGUGUUCAUUUCCUAAUGCCGCCGGUUCAAAGAGUCAAAACAAACCCGUGUGACUAUUCGCAACAGUAUUUUUAUUUUACGUAGCAGUUUUACUAUCCGUUCGAGAUGAGUCGAAGGAAAAGAGCUAAGGUAGAGUAUAGAGAGAUGGAAGAAAAAUAUAAUCAAUUAGAAGAUGAAAAUGCUUCGGAUACUUCAGAAAAAUCCAAAACUGGUCUUGUUACGCCAGAGAAGAAGAUCAUUAGUGAUAUAAAAAAAGAAUCCGAUCCAGUGUUAUCCGUGCCAGCAUCGUCUGCACCAAAAGUCGAAGUAAAAGAAGAAGAGGAUCAGGAUAGCGAUCACGAAGAUCCACAUGUAAAAGAAUUAUUGAAUGGCUUGGAAGGCGCAGCUUUCCAGAGCCGUCUUCCAUUUGAUAAAUUAACGUCUACCGAAGCAGCAUGUUUCCCUGAUGUAUCUGGAGGGCCACCUCAAACGCAAAAAGUAUUUCUACAUAUUAGAAACAGGCUUUUGCAAUUAUGGCUUGAAAAUCCAAAGCAACAAUUAAUAGUUGAAAAUGCCUUACCGGCCAUAGAACCGCCUUAUAACAGUGAUACUUUACUCGCUCGUCGAAUUCAUUCCUUUUUAGAACGUUACGGUUUUAUUAAUUUUGGUGUUUUUAAACGUUUAAAGCCAUUACCUACUAAGAAAUUAGGUAAAGUUAUAGUGAUAGGUGCAGGAAUAGCAGGUCUAGCUGCAGCUCAACAAAUGCAACAAUUUGGCUUAGAAGUAAUCGUAUUAGAAGCAAGAGAUCGCGUAGGUGGAAGAAUCGCAACGUUUCGUAAAUCGUCUUAUAUCGCUGAUUUGGGAGCUAUGGUAGUUACAGGUUUAGGAGGUAAUCCAGUAACGACUCUUAGCAAACAAAUCAAUAUGGAGCUUCAUAAAAUACGACAGAAGUGUCCUUUGUACGAAAGUGACGGUCAAACGGUUCCAAAAGACAAAGAUGAGAUGGUUGAACGAGAGUUUAAUAGAUUAUUAGAAGCUACGUCUUAUUUGUCGCAUCAAUUAGAUUUUAAUUACGUAGGCAACGCUGGAUCAGGAGGGCAAGGUGCCAAUACACGGCCGGUAUCAUUAGGUCAAGCAUUAGAAUGGGUGAUACGUUUGCAGGAACAAGGCGUUAAACAAAGACAAGUUGCGCAUUUACGUUCGGUUCUUUCUUUACAAGGAAGAUUAAUUACCAAUCAGCAUAGGAUGAUACAGAUUAUGGGUCGUUUAACAGAAUUAAAUAAGCAAUACAAAGAAAUGUCGGAAAGUAAAGUACAAACAAGAGACAUCACGCAAGAAUUCGUUUGGCGUUCGAAGUUACGCGAUCUUCACAAUGCAUGCAAAGAGUGGGAUCAAUUAGCGGAACAACAAAAGGAGAUCGAAGCGAAAUUACAAGAGUUGGAAGCAUCUCCGCCAAGCGACGUGUACUUGUCGUCGAAGGAUCGUCAAAUCUUGGAUUGGCACUUCGCAAACUUGGAAUUCGCGAAUGCAACGUCCCUGUCGAAUUUGAGCUUGAAACAUUGGGACCAGGACGACGAUUUCGAGUUCACUGGAAGUCAUCUGACCGUUCGCAACGGAUAUUCCUGCGUACCUGUUGCUCUCUCGGAAGGACUCGAUAUUCGAUUGAACACAGCUGCAAGGGCCGUUCGGUACGGAGUAAAUGGCGUAGAAGUAUGGGCCGCACCCUCUCGCAGCCUCCACACAAAUCAUACCGUCUAUAAAGCCGACGCUGUUUUGGUUACGCUGCCACUCGGCGUUCUUAAGGCUUCCGCUCCACCCUCCGCGGUUGCUUUCAACCCUCCGCUUCCGGAUUGGAAGUCUCAAGCCAUCCAGAGGCUCGGCUUUGGCAAUUUAAAUAAGGUAGUAUUAUGCUUCGAACGAAUCUUUUGGGAUCCAACGGCGAACUUGUUCGGGCACGUGGGUAGUACGACCGCCUCGAGAGGAGAACUCUUCCUGUUCUGGAACCUGUACAAAGCGCCGGUCCUGUUGGCCCUCGUCGCUGGAGAGGCAGCCUGCGUAAUGGAGAAUGUCAGCGACGACGUUAUCAUUGGUCGCUGUAUCUCGGUCCUCAAGACGAUCUUUGGCAACCAAGUAGUCCCGCAGCCCCGAGAGAGUGUCGUUACAAGAUGGCGUGCGGAUCCUUGGGCCCGUGGCUCCUACAGUUUCGUCGCAGUCGGCAGCUCCGGAAGUGAUUACGAUCUCCUUGCGGCACCGGUAGCACCACCAGCGCCACCCAAUUAUCCCCCGGGCACACCGUCGCCUCAACCAAGGGUCUUCUUCGCAGGAGAACAUACGAUCCGUAAUUAUCCGGCAACUGUGCACGGUGCAUUCUUGAGUGGACUUCGCGAAGGUGGUCGAAUUGCUGACCAACUCUGUGGAAGUCCUUACGCGCCACCAACGAUGCCAACAACCGUACCUAGUUCAACCGGGGUCUCAUCAUCGAACAAUACGGCGACUACGAACAACAACAACAACAAUAACAGCAAUAGCAAUACGACUGGGACGAGCUCGGCGCCUUAGUAUUUCAAAAACAAAUUUCUAUCGAUCCUUCCACGAUCUCAAUUCGAUCGAUUAAUCGCGUCGUUAAUCGCGCUCGCGUAUCGUCUCUUUAGCAAAAGAUAUUGAUGAGUGAAUAAGACAGAGAGAAAGAGAGGGAGAGAAAGAGAGAGAGAGAAUGAAUGAUAAAGUGAGAUAAAGAGAGAAUCGAGAGCGGCCCUUUUGCAGUACGCAAGCAUCCCUUCGAGAACCUGCCUUGUUCAUUUUCAUUUCUUUUUUUUUUUUCGUCGUCAUCUUGUUCUUCUUGUUCUUGUUCUUCUUCUUCUUUUUCUUCUUCUUCUUCUUCUUCCUCCGGUAUUUUUUUAUUUUUCCUUAUUAUUUCUUUCGAAUAAAAAGGAACACGACCAAGAAGAUCAGCAUUCUUCGAAAUCACUUCGAAAUCACUUCGAAAGCACUUGACUUGUUUUUAUAAGAAACCCAUUAAAGGAUAUGCACAUACACGUAUACUUGAUAACGUGUAGGUAAUAAUUGUAAGAAAAUCUUCUUCAUUCUCGGAACCUUUUUCGCCCUCUCGAUCCUCUCGAUCCCCUUUUCAUCUCGUCGCGUUUAUACAUAUUUUAUACGUACGAAUCCGUGCCUUUAAUGUCCUACAUUAUUACUAUUAUUAUUAUUAUUAUUAUUAUUAUUAUUAUUAUUAUUAUUAUUAUUAUUAUUAUUAUUAUUAUUAAUAUUAAUAUUAAUAUUAUUAUUAAUUAUAUAUGUAUAUAUAUGUAUAUGUAUAUGUACAUGCAUAUGUAUAUAUAUAUAUAUGUAUAUGUAGAACAUAUAAUAAUUCUCGACGCAAUAUUGUAUCAUAACAUUUGAUUAGAUUUUACUCGUGUAAAACGUUCGGUUUUCUCCCCUUUAACGAUAUACCCUUAACAUCAGACACCCUUACCAUACGCUUUGGUAUCGCCAACAUCACCGUAAAUUUUCGCGCUCAUUCGUUCGUUCGAUCGUUCGUUUGUUCGUUUCUUCCUUCGUUCUUUCGUUUUUUCGUUCUUUCGUUCUCAUUAAUUAUAAGUUUCUCGUCGAUCUCGUGGUGUAUUUUAUACAUACAUACAUAUAUAUAUAUAUAUGUAUGUGUGUGAAAGAAAAAAGAAAAAAAAAUGAAAUAAGGGGAAAGAAUUCUCCUUCGAACUUCCUCCUCCUUUAGACACUCUUUUUUGCUUCCACGUCUCGACGCUGGUAAAAUCCUUUGUCGUAGGUGUUCAUGUUCGUCCUUGUACACUCGGACCUGGCCUAUAUAAUGCGUUACGUGAUCAAAUUCGCGGGUUUAGCACCAUUCCAAUUCUCGUAGGAUAAUCUCACUUUUCCCCAACAAUUUUUCUCGGGUGGAGAGGAAAAAGAAAGAGAAAAAAAAGAAAGAAAGAGAGAGAGAGAGAGAGAGAGAGAGAGAGAGAGAGUGUGUGUGUGUGUGUGAAUGGGAGAGAGAGAGAGAGAGAGAGAGAUUACGAAAAAACGUGACAACUUAACACGUGUUCUCACUUCUCACGUAGUUUGCAUGCGUGCAUGCAAGUGAGCGAGCGAUAUACGUCAUGUGUACAUGUAUGUGUACACAUGAGAAAAAAAAAGAAAGAAAUUGUUUAUGUUUAUUGUAUAGCCAAUUGUGAGAUUUAGCAUAAGAAAAUAUGUAAUGAAGAAUCAUACGAAAUCCUAAAUCAA